Molecule: messenger RNA, 1053 nt
Organism: Cotesia congregata
Lineage: Eukaryota; Metazoa; Arthropoda; Insecta; Hymenoptera; Braconidae
Source: the annotation of a GenBank genome assembly
AUGGCUCAAGCUAAAGUAGAAACAAUAGAUUUAACUGAGGAUGACAAAACUGAAAGUCAAGGUAACUCAAUGGAGUGCGCAGUGUGCCUUCAAACAUGUGUCCAUCCGGCAAGAUUACCAUGCAGCCAUGUAUUUUGUUAUUUGUGCGUCAAAGGCGUUGCUAAUCAAAGCAAAAAAUGUCCCAUGUGCAGACAAGAAAUUCCGCCAGAUUUUGUGGAAAAACCAAAUCUGAUUGAAGUUGAAGAAACAAAACAACCAGCCGCUGUCGUUGAGGAUGAAUACCAAUGGUUUUAUGAAGGACGAAAUGGUUGGUGGAGAUACGAUCCUAGAACAAACCGAGACCUGGAGAAGUUAUUCCAACUUGGACAUAAUGAGUGUCAACUAUUAAUAUGCGGCGCAGUUUAUUGUAUUGAUUUUCAAAAUUAUCGCCAAUUUCCAAAAUUACAACCAGCACGUAAACGCAAUAUUAAACGUAAUACAAAAAAUAUUCCACACUUAGGCGUUGCUGGUUGGUGGCAAUAUGAUCAGCGUACAAGUCUGGAACUUGAAACAGCUUAUAAGCAAGGCAAACGAACAUACGAAUUAUUAAUCGCGGGUUUUCUUUAUAUCGCUGACUUUGGGUCUAUGUUACAACUGCGUCGUAAUGAUCCAUCACGCCAACGCCGUAUUAAACGCGAUUUAUCAAAUGCACCAAAAAAAGGAAUCGCUGGUUUACGUCUUAAUCAACACGAUGAAGAACCAGUAUUCCGUGAAAUACGUGGAGCCGAGAGAUCUGUUAGCCCAGCAAGCGAUAUAACCGGAACAGGAGAUGGAGCAAGUACACCAGUACCACCAAGUAACACACCGCAGACUCCAGCAGGACACGCCAGUGGUGAUGCAACACCUCUAACCGACAGGACAGACCAACGGGCGGAUUCUUUACAUCAGGUUUUAGAACAAAUGCGUUCAUUAAUGCUUACAGGGCAUUUGUCAUUAAAUAGCGAUAAUGAAGUUGAAGAAACAACCAACGAUGGAUCAUUUUCAGAUCAUCAUAGUUCCUCCUCCUUGCUGUGA